AUGACUGGUAAUGGUACUUUUGGUACUUGUUCAUACGGUGGUGGUGCAAAAAUUCCAGAAUUUGUUUAUCCACCUAUUCCAGGAGAAACUCAUAAAUACUAUGGAAACAUACAUUCCAAACAAAUAAAACUUCCUCCAAACUCCAUAAACAAUGCCUAUCGCUACCUCAGGGAUUCGGAGGAUAUGAAUAUUUAUGAGGCAACUUCUCUGGGUUAUUUAGCAAAAGUUAAAGAGAUUUUAGCACCAAAAGGAUCUGGUGGAAAGGUGACAGAUUUCACACGCGCCAACGUUGCAAAUCUUUCUUCAGGUUUAACACCGCUUCAUUAUGCAGCUUCACGUGGUCAUUUGGAUGUUGUUAGGUGGUUGGUAGAAAGUGCAGGUGCAAUUGUUGAUUUAGAAGAUCAAACUGCAUCAUAUAAUGGACAUAUACCAGUUGUCAAUUAUCUCUUGCAAAAAGAUGCAUCUGUAUCACAAAAAGACAAUGAUGGAUGGACGUCAUUACAUAAUGCAUCUGCACGGGGACAUUUGCAUAUAGUGAAAUAUUUGGUAGAAUCUGCCGAUGGCGUGGAUGUAGAUGUUGGAAAUAAUAGAAAUAUUACGCCUUUAAUGAAUGCUGCAUCAAAAGGACAUCUUGACAUCGUUGAAUAUCUUUUAAAUUAUGCUAAAUCCAAUCCUCUUAUUAAAAAUAAUUUUGGCGAGACUGCUUAUGAUGCAGCAGCAACGAGUAAUGAGGCUUAUAUUUGUGAAGUGUUGGAAAGAGCUGAACGUGACUGGUGGAAAGGGAAAGGACAAAUACCUGGACCAACGUCAUUUAGUCAUCUUGAAACAUCUUUGCCACCAAUCAAUCAACCAUAUGAUGUUUUUACUUUCCACAUAUCAGUACCAAUUAUUCUUCAUGAAAAUCAAAGGGCUUCAAAUGUUUUCUCAAUGGCACUUCGUAGUUCACCAAAAUAUUCAGCAGCAAAUCUUUUGAAGACAGAUUUGCGUGGAGCCUGGUCACUCCAUCCUAGUGGAGAAACUUCAUCUAAAGAAGAUAUAAAAUUACCAGUUGGGCCCAAUUCUUCAUCGAUAACAAUUAUUUCUAAUGCAACCACCACAAAAUCACAUAAUAAACAAUGGUUUUGGGUAGAUGAAUGGCAAAUAGAUAUGUCACAUCCUUACGUGGAUUCAGAAGGAUGGCAAUAUGCUAGGAAUUUUACCGAACUAGAUGAAAAUUGGAGCGCACAUCCGCCUCAAAAUGCCAAUAGUUCGGUAAGAAGAAGAAGAUGGGUUCGUGUGAUGAAACGUCGUUUAAGUCUUGGUGAUAUGGAACCAAUUGAAUCUCUACAUUUAAUCAAAGAAUCAGAAUUGAGUGGUUUGGAUUAUAUUCAAAAGGCCGAAUCCAUUAUUAAAAAUCAUCAAAAUAGUGGAGAAGGAAAAAAAGACGAUUUAAAUAAACAAUUAGCAGUAUAUAAAGAGGCAAUAAAAAUUUUACAAAAUGGAAUUAAUUCUGAGACUAAUGACCAAAAAAGAGAAGAAGCCGACUCACUUAUAAAAUCUUUUUCACAUCAUAGAGAAUAUUUAGAAGCUUUGUUUGGACUAGAAAUGCCUAUUAGAAGAUCUAGUCAUGAUAUUACAAAUAAUGGGAUGGUAACACCUACCAGAGGUUUAAACAUUACAAAUGUACCAGCAAGUAGUACGCUUACUACGCAUCCAAAAUGGGAAAAUGACGAUGAUGUCUAUGAAUGUCGUAAAUGUCAAAAAAAAUUUAAUUUCUGGAUUAGAAAACAUCAUUGCAGACGAUGUGGACAAGUUUUUUGCGAUAAAUGUUCAACUGCACGAGUUACCUUGCCAUCACUUCAAGUAUUAUCUGAUCCAUCUGCACCUAAUAACACAACCAAUACAACUUUGUAUCAUCGUGUUUGUGAUUCGUGUUGUGAGUUAGGUGGAUAUAUUGCACAUCAAAGACCUGUGAGAAAGGAUGUGAAUGUGUAG
Molecule: messenger RNA, 1974 nt
Organism: Entrophospora sp. SA101
Lineage: Eukaryota; Fungi; Glomeromycota; Glomeromycetes; Entrophosporales; Entrophosporaceae
Source: the annotation of a GenBank genome assembly